UCUUGCUUCCUAAAGGUGCCAUUGUCUGGGAUCUUUUCGUGCAUUUUUUGCAUCGAAAUACGCAUUUAUCUCACAAAUUUGUCUCCAAAUAUUGUGGUGGAUUGAAUAAGACACGAUCGAAGGUUGCUGCAGUACUACAGCGAACCUGCAACAUUUUACAACAGAUUUCUACCUCAGUUGUCACCAGUUCCUGAAGAUCAUUAGAUGCAAAGGUGAGAGAUCAAGCUAAUAAUGGAAGCCAAUUCUGAGGGUUCCCAAUCGGUGGUAGCAGCCGACGACAAGAAUCCAGCUACCGAGGAGGCUGCAGCAGCAGCCGAUGCCAGCACAGCAUCAGGUGACGGUGUUGUCCCUGCUGCUGCUAGCAUAGCAGCAGGGGACAGCAUCGCUGCAGCUGCCUCCAUCAACGUACUGGAGACAUACCUGCAGAACUUCAAUGAGGAGCUGUCGUCAACAACCACCCCGGCUGUCGCUGCUCCCUCUGGCGACACUCAAAGUCAAGAUCAACUCGAACAGGUUGCCGCAGUUGCUGUAACAUUGUCUGAGCUGCCUGAGCAGGUGGCAGCCAUGCACCAUCAGCAGCAACAGCAGCUGCAGCAGCAGCAGCAGCAGCAAGAAGUUGCCCAACCAGUAGCAGUGGAAGCCGCACAGCCUAAAGAGUCCAUGGUGCAGCCGGCUGAAGAGGCGAUGGAAGAACAGGUCGAGUUUGUUGCUGCCGUACAACCACAAGAUGUCGCUGUUGGAGAACCCAUGCAGCUUGAAGAGCAGGGAGAAUCAGAGCAAGCCAAAGCCGCUGGGAGUCAGCCAGAGGUUGCACAUCAACUGGCUGAUGUAGUUCAGCAACAAGGUCCGGAGAAUGAGACCCCCCAGCAUGUUCACAUGGAGGCUAAUUCUGCUGAGGAGGCCACUGCAAUGGACAUCACUCAGACUCUUCAGCUUCUGGCCAACGCUUCGGCCAACAUUGCUACACAACCGAUUGUAUCUCAGAGUCCGUCAGUGGUUGCAGUGUCCGAUGCCGGAGCUGUAUCCGAUACCAUGGGGCAAGCUUUCAUCCAAGGAAUAGAGGGCACAGGUCAUCAGAAUAUCACUAUACAAGGACUCGAAGGUCUUCAGAACAUGGAGGGUGAGCAAGUUGUCAUGGUGCAGCAUGUAGAUCAAGACGGCAACAUGGUGCAGCAACAACAGCAGGUGCUUAUGGUGGCCAUGCAGAAUGAUAAUAAUACUGGUGCGCCAGUCAGCAUGGUGGGCAACAGCAUUGUCUAUGAGAACAGCCAAGGCCAACAGUUCAUUCCUGUCAACCAAGAUGGCUCCCAGAUAGCCUUCACUCAGGCUUCUUCAGAGGGUGCCAAUAACAGCACACAGGUGUACACAAUCAUCCAGGCUGAUGGUACUGAACAGCCAGGUGGUACAAUUGUAACCCAGGAAGGCAGUGAGGUUCCAACCGGUGCCGCUACCUCUAACCAAGUCAUCGUCCAACCAACUGAGGAAGAUGAAGAAGAGAGAGCCGUUGCCAAUGCAGCUAUCAUCCAAGAAGGCCGAGAGCCACCGUCAUUCAUUGAGCUCCAGCCCCCGGGUAUUAGCACCAUAAAGGAUUCCAAAGAGAAAGUCAUCACUAUCCGCCGGUCGCCACGAAAACGUCAAGCUGAAGUCGGAGAAGAAGAAGGGGAGGGACUGGUCGUGUCGGAGGAGCAUGAAGAGGUCGUGGUUCCGAUGAACACCCAGAUUGUUAUCGUCAGGGAGGUUGUGGAAGGAGAGGAUGGACAGAGAACCAUCCAGGACCAUUCCGUUUAUGAUUUCUACGCUGGAGACAACGACGAUGAACCUGUCACCAAACCAAACAUAGAUGAAAAGGACUCUCCCAAGAAAAGGAAGAAGUACAUGGUUCCUAAGUUUGACGAUGGGCGACUCAUUGAUCAGGUCCUUGGGCGUGCCAAGAAGUCUCCUGCCAGCCCUCGUGAGCCGAAGGUCCAUGAGUGCAACAAGUGCGGCAGAAUCUUCCGCACCUCUACACUUCUCCGUAAUCACCUCAACACACAUACAGGUACCAAGCCAUACAAGUGUGAGGUAUGUGACAAGGCCUUUGGAACCUCUGGAGAGCUUGGUAGACACAUGAAGUACAUCCACACCCAUGAAAAACCACACAAGUGUCCUCUCUGUGAGUAUUACAGUGUAGAGGCCAGCAAGAUCAAACGUCACAUGAGGUCCCAUACAGGUGAGAAGCCUUACCGAUGUACCUUGUGCGACUAUGCCAGCACAGACAACUACAAGCUGAAGCGUCACAUGCGAGUUCAUACUGGUGAGAAGCCGUUCCAGUGCGGGGAGUGUGAGCAGAGUUUCUCCCAGAAGAGUAGCCUGAAGGAGCAUCUGUGGAAGCAUGCUGGUUCCCGCCCUGCUCACAGGUGUGAGUACUGCGAAACCACAUUCGGGCGUCAUGCAGACAUGAAAACCCACAUCCGUAAGAUGCACACCCAGGGACAGCCGCUCAUCUGCAAAGUCUGUGAGAACGGCUUCACGGACCGGUACAGCUUCAUGCAGCACCAGAAGACACACAAGGGUGAGAAAAUUUACCAGUGUCUUGAGUGCGAGUACUCUGCCCCACAGAAGCGUCACCUGGUCGUCCACAUGAGGGUCCACACCGGGGAACGCCCCUUCCAGUGCGACGAUUGCAACGAAACAUUCAAGCACAAACAGACCCUCGUCAAUCACUUGCAGAAGAAGCACAACAUCAAUCCGGAGGUAGAUGAGACUGAAGCUACAGGUACAACUACACUCCUGAAGCGAAAACGGAGAGAUUCGGCCGAGAUCGGUGUCUCUCCUAGCAAGAAGGUGACCCGCCGACAAAGGAUGGCAAUGUCGGAGCAACAGCACCAGAUUGUUGAUGAGCACGGGAACACCCUGCAGCUGUCCCAAGAGGAUGCUGAAGCUAUCCAGGCUGCCAUGCAGCAGGGUACGGCAGACGGCACACUACAGAUUAUCCAAGGUGAGCAGGGUGGUCCGGUCACAGUGCUGACCGUCUCUCAUAACACAGAGGAAUCCAUGGAGAACCUGGGUAGCGAUGUCCAAUUUGUCAACGGAGCCAUGACCAACAUCCAGCAGGAAGAAGAGCCUGAGGGAACCCAGGGAGCUGAGGAAGAGGAAGAAAUGGCACAAGAAGUCUUACCCCAGCAGAUCAUCAUGGUUCCACAGGAAGGGCAGUCAACAUCAGCUGAAGAAGGAUCAGCUGAAGAAGGAUUAGCCGAAGAAUCUGCUGAAGCAUUAGCUGAAGGAUCAGCUGAAGGAUCUGCUGAGGGUACAGCUGAAGAAGAACCACAGAAGAAGCAAAAAGCGUCCCCAGCAAAGCUUAAGGUGGAGAAGACGGAGAAGAAAACAGUUGCUAAGACAGUCCCAGAUGAAAGCCCCGCUGACGCAGACGUGCCAACAAAAGUGGAAGGGCAGAAGAAGGCACAGCCUGCUGUAGAGAGCAAUCCCAACGUCAUCACACAACAGGAGUCCAUUCUAGUCCCAGCAAAUCAGGCAAUAAGCCAAGGUGCUGAAGAGGAAGAAGAAGAUGAUGAAGAAGUCGCUGAUGACGGAACUAUCUACCUCUUUGUUGAAGAGCAGUAAUAACAAGGGGACUGGUCUUCAUGUUUCAAUUGUGUAUAUCCAUUCUUUAAACUGUUUCUUCAAUCAAUUGUUAUUAAGUGUCAAAAGCCUGUAAUUUUUAACAGCGAUCUUAUUAUUAUGCAAAUUUUUGUUUUCCAAAGCUACAAGUAGUGUUUAAUUAGUGUUUGUUAUUCACUGCAAAUACCGAAUUCAUAGUGUCGGAACUAUUUUCUGUUUGAUCUCAGAUGGAGAGUUUUUGCAAAGCAUUGCUGGUGAAUAUAUUUAGCAGUGUAAAACUUAACCAUCCCUUUGUUAAAAUCCAAUUCCCCAAAAAGUUUGCCAGUGUAGAUAUUAGGUUAAUAGAUAAUUGUAUUUUGUAUUGUAUCUUUUUAAUUGAUUGCUUUUUUGAAUGAAAUCAUUUCUGAUGUCAUUAUGCUUUGAAGAGGAUGUCACAGCAAACAGUGCCUAUAUUUAAUGAAGUUAAGUGUUCCGCCAUGCUGCUUUCAGUGGCCACCUUGUUCAUUUUUAUUGUACGCAUAGCUAGUACUUUGUAACAGAAUAGAAUCUAAUAUGUGUUAUGUGCCUGGAUGGGCUAGGUUCUUUACUUUGAUACCUCACAGAGUUUACAAUUUGGAUGUAUAUGUAGUACGCCUUUCUUAAUAUUUAUGCAUGACGUCAUAAUUCUUACCCAAAAUGAGACUUCAGGCGCACGUCACCCAUUGCAAAGGCUGCGCCUAUAGCCUCGAUUUGGGUUAGAAUCGUGACGCACUCAUGCAUAAAUAUAUGGAAGGCGUAUACCACUGUACAAUGUGUGAUUGUGGGCACUAGUUUAUGUGCGAGUUACCAAGUGAUUCAAUAUCAAAGUCAUUUUUUCACCCACACACUCUAAUCCUCAUUUACACUCUGUGGAAAUUCCUUUGUUCUGUACAAAAACAUAUUCUUCAAUCAUAGCUGUAAGAAAAAAAAAAUGCGUGGACAGGUGUAAGGUCCACUUAGUUUUUCAAGUCCUUUUGGACAUCUUUUGUUCUCAGGUUCUUCACUUUGUAUGUAACGCUUAAAAAACCAAACUUUUUUGCCACAGGCAAGCUUCAUUUAUUAAGAAUUCACGGGCCUGAUGCUUUGUUCAUUCAAAGAACAAGGGCAACAAGGGCACCAAGGCAAUAUCUAAGGGCAAUUGUAAAUUUCUACAGACUGAGCAAGUCUCAUGGAACAAUUUCGGACCCCUCUUGCUUUAACAUGUCGUGGAACCAAUUUGGUGCACUUGCAUGGAUCCUAUUGGUUGAUUGUGCAUGAGACUUGCACAAUCUUGUUUAACAGUUCAAGGGCGACUAAGGCGAUGACUAGGGAAAAUAAAGGCAACAUUCACCUAUGUUGCCUUCUCAAAGUAACACAACUUGAGCACCACUUUAUUUUAAGACCAAUUUAUGAGAGUUGUUUUUCUCUCUGUUGAAUUUUUAAUCCAAUUGUAUAUAAUCAAGAACUUGAAACAUUCUUUAAUUACCAAUUUGAAGCUUAUGUGUUUGAAAGUUUAAUGUAGACGUUUUAGUUUGAAAUAGAAAUAAGUGAACAUAAUAAUGGUGACAUUUGAAUUAUGUUUGUUCCCCAUUUUUUGUUAUGUCAUUUUCAAAAACAUCUUUAAAUAUGUACUGCACCGGUUUGUGGAAGAGAAAAUGAGCAGUGACUAAAUAUAACUGUACAUAAAUUAAAGGCAUUCAGGUAAAAUCCAGUUUUUAAACAUUGUCUUAUUUGUUGAACAUAAAGCAGAUUUUCAGAUUAAUCGCUACUUGUAUAUUCCUAGCACGUUAAACUUUUUGAAACUCUUAAGUUCGUUACAAGUGGACAGUUGCGCAUAAUGUAGCUUAGUGACGCACUGAAAUAGUUGCACAUAAAUAGAAACAAUUGGGUUGUCUCGUUAAAGAUGGGUAGGACAUUGGGUAACAAAUGAAUUUUAAAUUAUGAACUUAGUGUCCUAUUUCUCAAAAUAAACGUUAAUUUGACUGAAAAUGCUCUUAUCCCGGAGAAAAUAAUAAAAUAAAUAUCUGAAAA
This is a messenger RNA of Asterias rubens (European starfish), 5625 nucleotides long. RefSeq names its product transcriptional repressor CTCF-like. The record is from RefSeq and is a predicted model, not a curated record. Gene Ontology annotation, biological process: regulation of transcription by RNA polymerase II. The transcript has 10 exons. Gene Ontology annotation, cellular component: nucleus. The coding region runs from base 232 to 3600 and encodes 1122 amino acids. Gene Ontology annotation, molecular function: RNA polymerase II cis-regulatory region sequence-specific DNA binding; DNA-binding transcription activator activity, RNA polymerase II-specific. NCBI's taxonomy places the organism in Eukaryota, Metazoa, Echinodermata, Asteroidea, Forcipulatida, Asteriidae.